GUCCCCAGCCAUUAUAGUGGCGGGCAGAAACGAGCUAUGGGGCCGGUCCCCCUAGCCCUGGCCUAUGGAAGCCGGGAGGAGCAGAAGCGUGGCUGUCCUGCAGGCGCUAAUCUGCUAGCAAAGGUACGAAGUAGGUACCAGGGCCGAAGUGUUUAGGGGAGAGCUGACCACAUGCAGCCGCUCGCGGUGUCGGUCUGAGCUGUCAGGGCUAUGCUUUAUACAGAAGAUUGAGCAUUGCUAGUCACUUCCGUAUGGAGCACCUUGCUUCUUAGUCCUGAGAGUGUAUCAACAUUGCCCAUCUUGGCUGUGUGCUUUUGCUCGUGGGCAAAUUGGGCUGUUGCUGAGUCAUGGUUGAUGGAGCAGCCAAGGUAGUGAGAGGUGGUACACGCUGCCGAUAGGUGGGAGACAAUGGAUCCUUGGUGUCCGUAUUUUAUUACAUGUCAAUUGCUAUUUUGCACUUGAGCAGGUGUUGUGCGACGGGCAGGGAUGGAGAUGGGAUUCCUCUCAGCGCUCAAUGGGCCGCUGCUGGCCGAGUUGGAGAGCAGCAGGUCAAUAUGGUCCAUGUCAUAUGGGAUGCCACAUGCGCACUCACUGCCGUCGCAGCAUCUUAUCGCCAGAUUGAGCCAUUGAGUGUGUACGGCCGGUCGCUUCUUGUCGCAACAGCAGCGGGAGAGGAAGGGGGGGCGUCUUUUCGAGCAGGCAUAUGUACCAAGGGCCAAUUGAUUGGAUUGAUGAUCCGUCUGCCUGCUAGUGUUACGGAGAAGCAAUUACCUGCUGUCCUGUACAGUCCAGCAACAGCAAGGAAGACAGACACAAGUCGGUGGAACGCAGCAAGGUUCGAUGCUGGCGAUGGAUCCUUGGACCAGACACUAAGGCUAGUACCCUCUCAGCCGCUAUUAAAGAAGUGGAGGCGGUAAGGGACCCUGCCUUGUCCUGUACCCGGACUUUGGUAGCACCCUUGGUUAAAAGGCGAGUCGUCAAUUGUUUGCGACAGGCGAGCUACGGCAGAGUCCGGCAUCUACUAAUCUACUCAUACUAGAUAUCUAAGUAUCUGCCUGGCAGCUAGGCUGGACGCAAUGGAGUGAUGUCA
This is a messenger RNA of Trichoderma harzianum CBS 226.95, 1090 nucleotides long. RefSeq lists its product as hypothetical. Lineage: Eukaryota; Fungi; Ascomycota; Sordariomycetes; Hypocreales; Hypocreaceae. The record is from RefSeq and is a predicted model, not a curated record. Bases 438 to 917 code for a protein of 159 amino acids. The transcript has a single exon.